Molecule: messenger RNA, 5596 nt
Organism: Jatropha curcas
Lineage: Eukaryota; Viridiplantae; Streptophyta; Magnoliopsida; Malpighiales; Euphorbiaceae
Source: RefSeq, a predicted model, not a curated record
GAUAGCCCAGCAGGACUGAAUUGGUCAUUUCACAAGUCCCCCAUAAACAACCAUUUUUAUCUUCUCCACUCUCCAAAACCCUACUGUGAGGUCGCAGUUACUCAGGUCCGUCGAUUUUAGAUCAUUAAGCUUCGGUUUGUUCCUCAAUCCAUUUAUUGGGAGCUACUCUCUAUGUUAUCACAGUAAUUGUGCUUCCACGAAGAGUUUCAGUGACACAAAAGGUUGGUGUUUUGCAUGAUGAGGCGUGAAUCCCAGAAUUGUAUCUACAGGUGCCUGUUAUUUAACCAUUAUGGAAGGUUUGAUUAUGAUGGCCAAAGCUGGUGAGGAGUCAUUUGUUAUGGAAGGUUCAGUUGUAGAGACUAAAGCUGUUGAGGAGUCUUCAACUGUGGAAGGUUUAACUGCAGAGACCAAAGCUGUUGAAGAGUCUUCAACUGUUAUUGAAGGUUCAAUUGUAGAGACCAAAGCUGUUGAUGAGUCUUCAUCUGUUAUGGAAGUUUCAGUUGCAGAGAAAAAAGCUAUUGAGGAGUCCUCAAUUAUGGAAGGUUCAACUGCAGAGACCAAAGCUGUUGAAGAGUCUUCAACUGUUAUGGAAGGUUCAAUUGUAGAGACCAAAGCUGUUGGUGAAGAAGAUGCUAUGAUGGCGAAUGAUGAGAAUUUAAAUCCCAAAGUUGAAGUAGAUUUGGAGGGGACACGUGGUGAUGAUGCUGUGGAGGGUGUUAUAUCCAGUUCUGAAAAAGGUUCAGUUUCGACGGCAAAAGAUCUCACUACUACUGCAAUCUUGAAACCUUUGGAUGAACAAACUCGAGUUGCUGUUGAUGGCAAAGUUGCAUCAGGGAACCACAAAGAGAUUGAACAUCCUAACAUGGAAGGUAAGGCUGUUGAGGAGUCUUUAGCUGUUAUGGAAGAUUCAAUUGUGGAGGCCAAAGUUAUUGAUGAGGAAGCAGCUGUGACAGUGAAUGAUGAAAAUUUGAAUCCGAAAGUUGAAGCAGCUUUGGAGGAGACUUGUGGUGCUGAUGCUGUGGAAGGUGUUAUAUUCAGUUCUGAAAAUGAUUCAGUUUCAACAGCAAAAGAUCCCAUUACGACUGCAACCUCUAAAUCUUUGGAUGAACAAACUCAAGUUGCAGUUGAUGGGAAAGUUGUAUCAAUGCACAACAAAGAGGUUAAAUGUCCUAACAUUGAAGUUAAAUCUGUUGAGGAGUCUUCAACAAUUAUGGAAGGUUCAAUUGUGGAGGACGAACUUGUUGGUGAGGAAGCAGCUGCGAUGGUGAAUGAUGAAAUUUUAAAUCCCAAAGUUGAAGCAGCUUUGGAGGGUCCAUGUGGUGCUGAUGCUGUGGAGGGUGUUACAUCCAGUUCUGAAAAUGAUUUAGUUUCAGCAGCAAAAGAUCCCAUUGCUAUUGCAACCUCCAAAUCUUUGGAUGAACAAACUCGGGUUGUUGUUGAUGAGAAACUUAUAUCAUUGGAGAACAUAGAGAUUACACAUCCUCACAGGGAAGGUAAAGCUGUUGACGGGUAUUCAAUUGUUAUGGAAGAUUCUAAUAUGGAGGCCAAAGAUGUUGGUGAGGAAGCAGCUGCAAUUGUGGAGGAUGAAAGUUAUCCCAAAAUUGAAGCAGCUUUGGAGGGGACACAUGGUGUUGAUGCUGUGGAGGGCGUUAUAUCUAGUUCUGAAAAUGAUUCAGUUUCAACAGCAAAAGAUCCCAUUACCACUGCAAGCUCCAAAUCUUUGGAUGAACAGAAUCAAGUUGCAGUUGAUGGGAAAGUUGUAUCAAUCGACAAAAAAGAGGUUACAUGUCCUAAUGUUGAAGCUAAAGCUGUCAAUGAGUCUUCAACUGUUAUGGAAGGUUCAAUUUUAGAGACUAAAGCCGUUGAGGAGUCUUCAACUGUUAGGGAAGAUUCAAUAAUAGCUAACAAAGUUGUAGGUGAGAGAACUGUCAUGAUAUUGACCGAUGAAAAUUUAAAUCCCGAAGUUGAAGCAGCUUUGGAGGGGACACAUGGUGCUGAUGCUGUGGAGGGUGUUAUAUCCAGUUCUAAAAAAGGUUCAGUUUCAACAGCAAAAGAUCCCAUUACUACUGCAACCUCCAAAUCUUUGGAUGAACAAACUCAAGUUGCUGUUGAUGGGAAAGUUGUGUCAAUGGACAACGAGGAGAUUAAAUGUCCUAACAUUGAAGGUAUGGACACUGAUGCUUUUAAUGAAAAUUUUUGUUUUUCAGUGGAAGAACUGCAGGCAACGUUUGAGACAGCCAAUGGAAGCACUGAAAAUGACUAUGAUGCAUUUGCAGAUAUGCAAUCUUUGCAACAGCCAACUCAAGUUGUUGUUGAGGGUGAAGUUGCAGCAACUGAUAACAUGGUGCUUCUGAAUUCCAAAGAAGACAGAAAAUUAUUAAUUGAAGAGUGCUCAGACCAGAGCAAUACCCAUGGUUCUGCUAAAGUGGACUCAAAUGUAGAACCAGAGAUAGGAGUUGACAAACAAGCUGGAAUACAGGAAAAGCAAGGUGAAGUUGAGACCAGUAAUGAGAGCAGUGAAAACCAUAGCGCCAUAGGUUUAAAUUCAACAACUUUAUGUCGUUCUGCUCAAGCUGAAGUUACAGAAAUGGAUGAUAAGGUCCAUACUGAUCCUAAUUCUGAGGGUCCUGUUGGCGGACGUCUGCAUGGGGUAUUAACUUCCUCGGGAAAUUAUCAGCAUAUAAAAGCUGAGGGAGAUCUUAUGGAAACAGAUACUGGAAUGACUUUGACGGACAAGGAUAAGGUUUUAGUUUCGGCUGCUGUUGUGUCAGAGCCCUCUGAAAAAGACCAAGGGUUGAAGCUGAAAGAAAGCUUAGACAAUAAUGUAAGUGAUACUGCUAAGGUUGAUUCAAACAUAGGGCAGCUGAUGGAUGCUCAAGAACAGGUUGCUCAUGUUGAUCAACUUGGAGAGGAAGAUAAAAAGGCAGGACAGAACUCUGAGGCUGAAGCUGUUUUCAUAAGAACAGAAAUAAAGUGUCCAGUAACCAAUGGAGGGCAAACUGUUAAUAGUGUUGUGACUUUGAAUCCCAAGACUGGACUAGAGGGUCCUGCUGAAGGGGACCAGUAUAUGAGGGCUGAAGAAAGCUUGGAUGAGAGUGCAAGUCGUGAUCUUUUUGAGACUGAAUCAAAUGUGGGAAAAGAAACAGCAGUGGAUGAACAUGAACAGAUUGGCUUGAAAGAAGGGCAAGAAAUGGAAGCUGAAGAACUGGAUACAGACUCUGAACAGCCAAGGUUUACUGAAAACACAGUAAAACUACACCAAGCUAGUUAUCAGCUACCACCAGAUGAUGAAGGUGAAUUCAUUGUAUCUGAUCUGGUAUGGGGUAAAGUGAGGAGUCAUCCAUGGUGGCCUGGACAAAUAUUUGACCCUUCAGAUGCUUCUGAGAAAGCAAUGAAAUACCAUAAGAAGGACUGCUUUUUAGUGGCAUAUUUUGGGGAUCGAACAUUUGCAUGGAAUGAGGCAUCUCUCCUAAAGUCUUUCAGAUCAAAUUUCUCCCAGGUUGAGAAGCAGAGUAAUUUGGAAUCAUUCCAAAAUGCUGUUAAUUGUGCCUUGGAAGAAGUUUCCAGACGUGUGGAGUUUGGACUUGCUUGCUCAUGCAUACCAAAAGACACUUAUGAUAAGAUAAAACUUCAGAUGGUAGAAAAUGCUGGAAUCCGAGAGGAAUCAAGUAAAAGAUAUGGUGUGGACAAAUCCUUUCAUGCUAAUUUAUUUGAACCUGGUAAAUUAUUGGAGUAUAUGAAAGCAUUAGCACAAUCUCCAGCUGGUGGGGCUGAUAAACUGGAGCUUGUCAUUACUAAGUCACAGUUGCUGGCCUUUUAUCGUUUAAAGGGUUAUUCCCAGCUGUCUGAAUUCCAAUUUUGUGGAGGGUUGUUGGAGAAUGCUGACAGUUUACACUUUGCAGAUGAAGUUGUACAUGCAUCUCCUGUUUGUGGGGAUGAUGGGCAAAUUUCAUCUAGUCAGGAGGUUUUACAAACUCAAAGAAGCUCAUACAACAAACGUAAACAUAAUUUGAAGGAUACUAUCCUUCCUAGGAAGAAAGAAAGAAGCAUGUCUGAAUUAAUGGAUGAAUCAUGGGAUUCUAUAGAUGAUGAACUCGGUUCCGAUGAGAAAGCUAACAAUAAAUUAGUUUCACCAUCUGGAAAGAAGCGAAAAGGUUCUGAUUCCUUUGCUGAUGACUCGGCUAUGGAAGGCAGGAAAACCAUCUCUCUUGCGAAAGUCUCAACUACUGCACCUCCUGUACCUAAGCCCUCCUUCAAGAUUGGUGAAUGCAUCCGUAGAGUUGCUAGCCAGAUGACUGGGUCUCCGUCUAUACUGAAGGCUAAUAGCCAAAAGCAGGAAGGAAGCAGCGAUGGACUUGUUGGGGAUGGAUCUGAUGUUUCUUUCCAGAAUAAUGAGGAUGCUGAGAUGAGGAGAAUGACUGUUCCGACAGAAUACUCAUCUCUUGAUGAAUUGUUAUCACAACUUACCACAGCAGCACGAGAUCCCUUGACAAGAUGUAGCUCUUCAACCAUCAUUGUCAGUUUUUUCUCUGAUUUCAGGAACUCAGUGAUCAUGGAACAGCAUGAUAAAGUAGGUGGUAAAAGGAGACAUUCAGUUGGUGCUUCUCCUGAAACAUUCGAAUUUGAGGAUAUGGGUGACACUUAUUGGACAGACCGGGUUAUUCAAAAUGGUUCUGAAGAACAACCAUCACGUAAAAGUAGAAAACGGGAUAAUCUGUUUGUGCCUGUGGAGCUGGAUAAGCCUGCUAAUAAGUCAAAUUCUAGGAAGCGGUAUUCAGAUGUCAAUUGUGGUCAAGCGGCAGAGAAACCAGCUGGUUCUGUUGAUGAGAAGGCACCAGCAGAACUUGUAAUGCAUUUUCCUGUGGUGGAUUCUGUUCCUUCAGAAAUAAGCCUCAAUAAGAUGUUCAGGCGCUUUGGGCCGCUAAAAGAAUCAGAGACAGAAGUAGAUAAGGAUACCAACCGUGCAAGAGUUGUUUUCAAGAGGUGUUCUGAUGCAGAAGCUGCUUAUGGUAGUGCUCCAAAAUUUAACAUUUUUGGUUCGAUGCUUGUAAAUUACCAGCUCAACUAUACUAUAUCUGUGCCAUUUAAAAGUGAACCAGUGGUCACACUGCAAGAGGAAGAUGCUACACUUUUCCUGCAGUAUUGAACAGGCAGAUAUAAUUUAAAAGUUAAGAUGUUUAAGAAUUGAGGCAGAUGCAGUGCAACUGAUAAUGAUGCUUUACGGGAGCUUAACUUGAUGGGCUGCUGAAGGUGAAUAGGCAUCUAAUUCUUUUGGUUACAUGCUGUAUCUUUCUUUUUAGCAUCUUUGGUUCCAGAUGCUGAGGGUUGUGGCUGUUGUAAAAUCACAAUAGGUUUGCUUAGUGCACUGUAUAGUAGUGUUAGCUGACCCCUUGUAGUUGAUAUCCUUGAUGAGUAAGAGGUUGAACCAUGGAAUUUGGUAAUCAUUAUGGUUCAUCGAUCCACAUGUGAUAUAAUGAAUUUAUGUGUAUUAAAACAGAGAUAAGAGUGCUUUUGUGCAUAUGCUGAAAGCAUCAGCAGUUUAGCCUUGGCAUUAUUGAAUUUGAAGCAUGCUCAUUCGAAAAAUACUUUUGCUUCA